Messenger RNA from Henningerozyma blattae CBS 6284, 303 nucleotides. RefSeq names its product mRNA splicing protein SMD3 (gene SMD3). Gene Ontology annotation, molecular function: RNA binding. Bases 1 to 303 code for a protein of 100 amino acids. The record is from RefSeq and is a predicted model, not a curated record. Gene Ontology annotation, biological process: spliceosomal snRNP assembly; RNA processing. The transcript has a single exon. Gene Ontology annotation, cellular component: U2 snRNP; U1 snRNP; U5 snRNP. Lineage: Eukaryota; Fungi; Ascomycota; Saccharomycetes; Saccharomycetales; Saccharomycetaceae.
AUGAGUAGUGUUCCAAUUAAGUUAUUAAGUGAAGCACAAGGCCAUAUUGUUUCUUUGGAAUUAAUUAAUGGAGAAACUUAUAAAGGUAGACUUGUUGAAAGUGAAGAUAACAUGAACGUUCAAUUACAAGAUGUCCUUGUUACAGGAACUGAUAGCAAACAAAGUAGAAUGGAUCAAGUGUUUGUAAGAGGAUCCCAUAUUAGGUUUUUUGUCCUUCCUUCAAUGCUACAAAAAGCUCCAUUAUUCAAAACUGGUCCUCAAUCAAAACAAUUACCACCUGUUCGUGGUCCAAGAAGAAGAUAA